This is a messenger RNA of Eurytemora carolleeae, 885 nucleotides long. Its product is annotated as single-stranded DNA-binding protein 3. NCBI's taxonomy places the organism in Eukaryota, Metazoa, Arthropoda, Copepoda, Calanoida, Temoridae. The record is from RefSeq and is a predicted model, not a curated record. Gene Ontology annotation, molecular function: single-stranded DNA binding; protein binding. Gene Ontology annotation, cellular component: nucleus. Gene Ontology annotation, biological process: positive regulation of transcription by RNA polymerase II.
AAAAUGUCUUAAAAAUAUAAUUUUCAAAAUUUAGACAUUUUUUUUGAUGUCGCAAAGGUUGAUUAUUUGAGCGUGUUUAUUGUUAAUGAGUUUAGAAGAUAAAAUCAUGUACAAAUCAAAAAGUGGAGGAGCGCCCUCUGACUCUCAAGCUAAAGAGAAGCUUGCUCUGUAUGUAUAUGAAUAUUUGCUACACGUUGGAGCACAAAAAGCAGCGCAAACAUUCCUAAAUGAGAUCCGGUGGGAGAAAAACAUUACUCUCGGCGAGCCUCCUGGUUUUCUGCACUCGGAUUUGUUAACUCUGGUUACGGGACUAACGGAUUACAUAACUCGCCCUUGCGCCCGUCCCCGCCCAAUCCGUCACCUGGAACCCCUGGUCCUCCAAUGAUGGGACCAGGAUUUCCUCCGAUGGGACCCAGAUAUGGUCCACGUGGUCCACCGAUGCGGAUGCCGAUGAUGGGCCCUGGCGGAGAACCCUUUAAUGAUGGAGAUUUCUUUCAUCUCCAAGGUCCGCCUGGUAUGGGCCCAAGAAUGACCCCACCACGAGGUCCACCAGGCGGUCCAAUGGGUUACGGACCCAUGCGUGGUCCACACCCCGGACCUAUGCCCCCUAUGUCUGGAAUGGGGGGUCCCCGACCCCCUUGGCCCCCCUCAGCAAUGUCGCCAUUUCCUCAUCAUUCACCAGGAUAUGGUGGCCCACCCCAGGGACCAGGUACCCCGAUCAUGCCAAGUCCCGGACACGGUCCUGAUCCUGGCCCUGAUCCUCUCUUCAUGAUGAAGAAUGUUCCUACCAGCAUUUCAGGGGGAACUGGACUAGACUUGAUAAUAAGGAUGAGAGAGAAAAGGGGGGGGAUAGUCAAAUGGGGAUCACAUAAGCGAAGAACAUAA